UCUACUUGAACUCAGCUAAAGCAAGAAAGAUGAACAAAAUAAUUUUCGGCUUCUUUGCAGUCUUUCUGUAUUUCGCAGUGGGUCAGUCCCUGGAGUGUUAUGACUGUAAACUGGGUUUAGGGAGUCUUUGCUACACAACCAAAAAGACAUGUGAUGCUGGUCAGCAGUGCUUCAGUGGAUUAGGGACAGCUGUUGGUUUCGUGGAUAUUAAGAUGAAAGGAUGUCUCGAAGUGUCCAAAUGCAAUAAAACUGAACAGGAGACUCUCUUCUCCAACUCAAGUGCAAAGAUAUACCAGAUAACGAAGACAUGCUGUUCUACUGACCUGUGUAACUCGGCUCUGGGUCACUUCUCUGCUGUCAGCAUGGCCUUCACUACCAUCACUUCUGUGUUCAUGGUCAAAUUCCUCAUUUGAGGAGGAUCAUUUCAGCUCACACACACACACACACACACACACACACACACACACGCACGCACACACACACACACGCACACACAGAGAGAGAGAGAGAGAGAGAGAGAGAGAGAGAGAGAGAGAGAGAGAGAGAGAUUAAAGACAUCUAAGCUUGUAACAAAUACAUAUAUACAACAUCACUGAGCAAAUCAUGCACACUAUACUAGCCAAAUUAAUUUUUUUAUCCCCUGCUGAUAAAUAAUUAAGUUUUUUAAUUAAGGCAUUAUUAGAAUUAAUACUUUAAAUAGGUCACCUACUUGAAUUUAAAUAGCUGUAAAUUGUAAAUUCAGUUGUAAAAUCAGUUUUCACUUGAUUGCAAAGUAGUGAUAAUUUCAUGAUAAUAACAUACCAUCAAGUUAACUUACUUAAAAUAUAUUUUCUUCAAAGAAACCAGGCAGAUAUUUAUUUAAUAUCAGCAAUGAAGAACAUUCCGGAUACAGACAAACACUUAACACAACUAACAUCCAUUAAAACCAGCAAUACAUUUGGUACCAAUAUAAUACAUAUUGGUACAUAGGUACACAUGGUUGUAUUGGUAUACACAAUAAUACAAAGACACACACAUCUGCAUGCAAUAUAGCAGACUGUUUUACUCUUCUUUAGUGGUGUUUUAGUAUAAAAACCAUGUUAAAUAAACCUUUUAUUUGUUGAUUGAUUGGGGGGUUUAUCUUUUAUCUGUAUUUUUGAAAAAAAAAAAUUGUAACCCUGUCAACAUGGUGAUAUCCUCAGAAUAAAAGUGUGUAAAGUGCAUGAAUUGGGAAGGGGGGUCUUUUGGAGAGGGUGCCAUCAGCAACUUCCAUAUAGAAUGAAGCACAUGCACGCCUGAGGUGAUGUCAGCUAGCAGGAAGCAGCUGCAGCUACACGGAUCAAGUGCUGGGCCCUGCUUUAACAAAUUAUAUGUUUUAGUUGCCAUCAUAAUGUGUGUGGUCAUUGCAAAUAUAACUUUUGUGCUUUGU
Molecule: messenger RNA, 1408 nt
Organism: Ctenopharyngodon idella (grass carp)
Lineage: Eukaryota; Metazoa; Chordata; Actinopteri; Cypriniformes; Xenocyprididae
Gene: spaca4l
Product: sperm acrosome associated 4 like
Exons: 3
Coding region: 30-413 (127 amino acids)
Cellular component (GO): membrane
Molecular function (GO): transmembrane receptor protein serine/threonine kinase activity
Source: RefSeq, a predicted model, not a curated record